This is a messenger RNA of Naegleria gruberi, 1482 nucleotides long. RefSeq lists its product as uncharacterized. The coding region runs from base 1 to 1482 and encodes 493 amino acids. NCBI's taxonomy places the organism in Eukaryota, Heterolobosea, Eutetramitea, Acrasida, Naegleriidae. The record is from RefSeq and is a predicted model, not a curated record. The transcript has 2 exons.
AUGCUUGAGCAAAAAGGUCCCGUUCGGUCAGGGAAGGUUAGGCGAGUUAUUGUGCAACCUAAAAGACGAAAGCUUGAAGAAACCCCAGCCACCGAUCAGGAGAUGAAAUCAUCAGCACCGACCAUUGAUGUAAACAAGAUUCCUGUAUCUUCUGAGAAUUUUUUAGAUAUCAUUAACAAAAAGAUGGUAUAUGUUGAUAAAACAGAUGUUAUUCAUGAUAUGUUGGAAUUUUCCUCCUCUAUAUUCAUUGCAAGACCUAGAAAGUUUGGAAAGUCAUUAAUCUUGGAAAUAAUGUUACAUAUUCUUGAGGGAUCCAAACAUUUGUUUGAGGGAUUGAAGAUUUGUACGAACAGAGAAAGAGAGUGGACCAAGCAUGCUGUAUUUAGGUUUAACUUUGCUCAAAAUGCUGGGGACGUUGUUGUACACUUAAUUCUUGGCAUUGAAGAUGUUUGCAACAAAUAUGGAAUAACUGUGGAACAGAUGAACGAAUCUUUCAAGCUGAAAACUGUGUUAUUGGAAUUUAAUCGUGUUGUAAACACUCUAACAAAUCAAGGAUGCAAAAUUGCAGUGUUAGUUGAUGAGUAUGACAUUCCAAUUGUAAAGUAUAUUGAGAAAGAUCACACUGAGGAGGAAUUGCUUCAAAUCAAAAACAAUUCUGAACUGUUGUCACAAUUUUUCAAUGAGGUAAAGAAUAAUAGAAACGUUUCAAAAUUCAUUGUCACCGGUGUAGCCAAAUUUACCAAGACCUUACACUUCUCAGCUGCAAACCAUUUAAAAGAUGUAUCCAGUCUGCCACUAACCUCCACACUUUAUGGAUAUACAAGAGAGGAUUUGAAAACCUACUUUAGUGAUUAUCUGGAAGCACUAGCUUGUAAAAAGGGUCAAUCUGUAUCAAAAUUAAUUGAUGAUAUUGUGGAAUACUAUAAUGGAUAUUGCUUUUCGUUUAGCUCUGAUGCAACAGUACUCAAUCCAUUUGACAUCAACGAAUUAUUGAAGGAGCAAAGCACCCAAUUUAAACCCUACUGGAUAAGGCAUGGAAGACCAACAUACAUUGGUGAGAAGCCAUGGGCAGAAUGCGUAGAUAUUGCAAGUUGGAAAGAUACAUCCAUAUCAGAAACUAACUUUGACAGGUUUGAACCAGUAUCUAUUUCAUCCAAUACAUUUAUUCCAGGACCAUUUCUAGUACAACUUGGACUUCUUACUAUUUGCAAAAAAGGAAAUGGAUAUUAUUUAGAUUUCCCAAACAUGGAAGUCAAGUCUACCUUUAUUGAAGCCCUUGUAGAAAAAAACAAAGAACACCUGAUGUUAGAACAUGCCAGGGUUUGUCAAGAAUAUAUUAGAUCAAAUGACAGUGAUGGUUUUGCAGAUCAGCUAAAAUCAUUUUUUACAUGUUUGCCCUAUGCACACACUUGGAGAAUUGUCAAGUUUGAGGCUUAUUAUCAUACAUGCCUUUAUAAAGCUAAUGUCUCUUAUGGGGUAUAA